This is a messenger RNA of Ruditapes philippinarum (Manila clam), 1077 nucleotides long. RefSeq lists its product as uncharacterized. Lineage: Eukaryota; Metazoa; Mollusca; Bivalvia; Venerida; Veneridae. The record is from RefSeq and is a predicted model, not a curated record. The coding region runs from base 16 to 873 and encodes 285 amino acids. The transcript is spliced from 3 exons.
AUAAAAUGAUUUAAAAUGGUUAAAUUGCGUUAUGGUUUUCUUUCUUUUGUUUUAAUUCUUUUUUCUCUCUCUUUGAUAGGCAUUACACAGCCAGACUAUCUAGAUGCUAUACGUCAGAAAACAGAUCUAGAAUUCACUUGUAAAGGAUGUUCGGUUACAAUGGCUUAUGUGAGACCAGGAAUUCUUCUACGAGGUUUAAAACAUCAGUUCUCAUGCCUUUCUAUUAGAGGAUUUCAGCAUAGUUCAACUCAAGAAUGUACAACAACUCAGACACCACUGCUUCCAUGUCGACCACAUCUUGUUCACCAGGAUACUAAAUUUGAUCCAAGUUUGUCGAGAGCGCCUUUAAACUCACAGAAAACACACAAGUAUAGAUUUCUAAAUAGAUCCGUGACAGACACCAUUGUUGAUAACAUUCAACGUGUACCAGUUUAUGAUUGCCCAAAGAUAACAAAUCAAAACAAAGAAAUAAGUGUGCCCUCAUUAAUAAUAAAAAUACCUUCAUUACCAAUCGGUGAUCCAGAAACUACACCCACUGAGAUGGAGACUCCAGGAAUCAACCCUGUAGAAAAGUUGGCACAUAGAGAUAGAAUGAGGAUCAGACGAAGAAAAAUGAAGAAACAUCAGCGACAGAGAAGAAAGGCAAGAAUAUGGCCAAUUUUACGUAAACAAAGGUAUCAGAAAAGUUUGAAAAAGAAAGCAAAAUUUGAAAAAGAACUAGCAACAUUAAGAGGGUAUGGAACAAACUUCGAUGCUUAUGCUGAAAUUAAAGAAAAUUUACGUAAAGCAAGGAGGAUGGGGUAUUCCUUUGAUAUUUUUGGUGAAAAGUCAAAGACAUUUGGUUUUUUAGAUGAUAUGAAGCAGAGCAAGUAAAAGUUGUUUCAGAGAAAUAUAGACUUAAAACUGUAAAAAUAUAUCAUUUAUUUCCAUGGUUCACAGUUCAUUGUUUUAACUAUGAGUUACAUUGUAAGAACAGAAGACGAUAAUGAUCAGAAUGAUUUAAACAAAUGUUAUGUGUACAAUGUUAUUCUUUAAAUUUGUUCCGUAAAUUAACAGUACAUAAGUAUUGAACACUAA